Molecule: messenger RNA, 1545 nt
Organism: Sphenostylis stenocarpa
Lineage: Eukaryota; Viridiplantae; Streptophyta; Magnoliopsida; Fabales; Fabaceae
Source: the annotation of a GenBank genome assembly
AUGGCCACAGUUGUGAAGCUCCACCUCUUUCCUGAAAGUUUGAACCGACACAGAACGAGGUUGCUGGGGAGGGGCUUUGGCUUGUGCCCUUCUCCUGGGGUGCUUGGUUUUGGUCAUAAUUGUGAUGGGUUCUCUGUGAGACAGUGCAGGGCUUUCAGGACUGAAGAUGAUGGGGAUGUGAAGGAGAAAAAGUCUCGAAAUUUGAAGAAAAAUGAAGUUAAUUCCAAAGGGGAAAAUGGGUUUUGGAGUUCCCUCAAGUCUAUCUUGUUGAGGAAUUUCAUGGUGGGUUCAAAAUCAGAUGAUGAGUAUCGCCAAGCUGUGGUGAAGGUGGAGGGUUUGCUAUCCUCGAUUGCCAUUCAAAUUGGAAGGUAUAUUGUGACUAUGAUGAGCACUGGGGUCAUCCUUUCAAUUGGAUUUCAGAUGUCAGGUGGAGACAGUCAGAUGGAUGCAUUGAUAUGGUACAGUUGGCUAGGAGGAGUAAUUAUUGGAACAAUGAUAGGUGCUAACAUGGUGUUGGAGGAACAUUGUCGUGCAGGUCCGCGUAAUGUUGUCAUAACAGGGAGUACAAGGGGGUUGGGUAAAGCCUUGGCUCGGGAGUUUCUUCUUUCUGGAGAUCGUGUGAUUGUUACCUCUCGAAGUCUCGAGUCUGUGCAAGCAACUGUUAAAGAGCUUGAGGAAAAUCUAAAGGAAGGCAUUGCCAAUGCAGUUGGUUCAUCGCUGACAAAGCUUUCUCAUGCGAAAGUGGUAGGCAUUGCUUGUGAUGUUUGUGAGCCUCAUGAUGUGCAGAGAUUAGCUGACUUUGCUGUCAAAGAACUUGGUUAUGUUGACAUUUGGAUAAAUAAUGCCGGAACAAAUAAGGGUUUUAGACCAUUGCUUCAAUUUAGUGACGAAGAUAUCAAACAGAUUGUCUCAACAAAUUUGGUUGGAUCUAUCCUUUGCACACGAGAAGCCAUGCGUGUGAUGAGAAACCAAGCCAAUGCAGGUCACAUUUUUAACAUGGAUGGUGCGGGUUCUGGAGGCUCUAGCACACCUUUGACUGCUGUAUAUGGUUCUACAAAGUGUGGCCUUAGGCAACUUCAAGGAUCACUUUUAAAGGAGUGCAAGCGAUCCAAUGUAGGUGUCCAUACAGCAUCUCCAGGCAUGGUUCUUACAGAUUUGCUUUUAAGUGGCUCUACUGUCCAAAACAGGCAGAUGUUUAACAUCAUCUGUGAGCUUCCUGAAACUGUUGCUAGAACAUUAGUUCCACGAAUGCGGGUUGUCAAGGGAACAGGCAAAGCCAUCAAUUACUUAACCCCUCCCAGAAUCUUACUUGCUUUGGUCACUGCCUGGUUAAGGCGAGGUCGCUGGUUUGAUGAUCAGGGAAGAGCAUUGUAUGCAGCUGAGGCAGACCGACUUCGCAAUUGGGCCGAAGAUCGGGCCCGGUUUUCUUUCACUGAUGCAAUGGAAAUGUACACGGAGAACACCUGGUUAUCAGUCUUCUCACUUUCAGUUGUGUGUGCCUUCAUAAUUCUUUCCAGCACAGGCAACAAUAUGCCUGGCACAUGA